AGGUUUGUCUGCUGAAUGUAGCCUGUAACCAAGUUAGCUAACAUGUCAAGUCAUAACAACCUCUUUAUCUGCUGUCAUAGCAACACUAAUUCUUUUAGCCCCGUCUCGUCCCAUACUAGCCUUAAAACAUUAAAGUUCGCACAACUUUAAAUAGCUCUUACUCUGGGGCGUUUUAACGUGGCGGCCUCUCUAGCCGGAAGUCGUGUGUCCUUCACUCGCCGUUACUUGACACUGGCCACUGAAGGAAAAAACGGAGCAGAAGAGCGAAACAUGGCGACUUCGAACAAUCCGCGGAAAUUCAGCGAGAAAAUCGCUUUACAUAACCAGAAGCAGGCGGAGGAGACGGCGGCGUUCGAAGAAGUGAUGAAGGACCUGAGCAUCACCCGGGCAGCGAGGUUACAGUUGCAGAAGACCCAGUAUCUGCAGCUGGGGCCGAACCGCGGGCAGUACUAUGGAGGAUCUUUGCCGAACGUCAAUCAGAUUGGAAACGGCACCGUCGAUUUGACUUUUCAGACUUCAGGUCUUGACUCGAACAGAUCGACACGACACCACGGGUUGGUGGACAGAGUCUACCGGGACCGGAACCGCAUCACGUCACCCCACCGAAAGCCCCUGUCUGUUGACAAACAUGGACGCCAGAUUGACAGCUGUCCAUAUGGCUCAGUGUAUCUGUCACCACCACCUGACACCAGCUGGAGGAGGACAAACUCUGACUCAGCACUGCACCAGAGCACAUUAACUCCUGCCCAGCAGGCCUCUUUCACCGGAGGGUCGCAGGAGCUGCAGCCAAAACGGGUUCUCCUGCUCACUGUACCAGGUGUUGAAGCCAUUACACAAGAGGGUGAUGAAGAUGGACAAAAACAGGACUGGGAGUGCAAAAAGGACAUUUCAAGGUCCAAGCCCUGCAAAGUUCCAGGGAUCCACAUAUUUCCGUCUCCGGAGCAGCAGUUGACCACUUCACUAAAACCAGCGGCCCACAACACUGGCGGCUCUCUUCCUGACCUGACCAACAUCCAGUUUCCUCCUCCGCUGCCCACCCCGCUCGACUCAGAUGAUGCAGCAGCCGCCUCGUUCAGCUCCUCCAACAGCACACAGACCCUGGCCAACACGCAAGGAGUGAACACAUCUCAGCCCACAGUAACCAUGGAAAUGCAGCCCGGGCAGGACGACAUGGUUCCUCUCAUCCUGAAUGCAGGAGACUCCCACCAGCUCUCCCCGACGUCUCCACCUCUCACUCUCUCUCAGGCGGCCAUCAACGCCAUGAACCUCGAGCAGCAGCUGUCCCAGUAUGCCUUCUUCAACCAGCAGCCGUCGUCCCAGAACCACCAGAACCAGCAAACUGGUCUGGUCCAGCUGUCGUCCUCGGUGAACUCCUGCUCCACGUCAGACAACCAGCAGACGUCCUCGCCAACCAACAUGACCAUAGACAUGAACACGGCCUCCUCCCUCCAACAGUACCGCAGUAGGGUCGGAUCCUCUGCCAAUCAGUCUCCGACCUCCCCCGUCUCCAAUCAAGGCUUCUCACCCGGAGGCUCGCCUCAACAUAACUCCAUACUGGGCAGCGUGUUUGCAGACUUCUACGACCAGCAGCUGCCGUCCAUUCAGGCCAGCGCUCUCUCGCAGCAGUUGGAGCAGUUCAACAUGAUCGAAACCCCCAUCAGCUCCGACAGCCUGUACAACCAGACCUCCACCCUCAACUACUCCCAGGCACUCAUGAUGGGCUUGACUGCCGGCCACUGCAACCUGCAGGACUCGCAGCAGCUGGGCUACAGUAACCAUGGCAACAUCCCCAACAUCAUCCUCACAGUGAGUGGAGAGUCUCCCCCCGGCCUGCCCAAGGACCUGACUGGAACGCUGUCCACGGACGUCAGCUUCGACAUCGACUCCCAGUUCCCGCUGGACGAUCUUAAAAUCGACCCGCUGACGCUCGACGGCCUGCACAUGCUCAACGACCCGGACAUGGUCCUCGCCGAUCCCGCCACGGAGGACGCCUUCCGCCUCGACCGGCUCUAACCGCCGCUCAUGCGCAGGUGUGCGGACGCUGCCGGGGAGAGGUUUGCAUCUGGGAGGGGGGAUUUGUAGACCUCUUCAGCGUCGAUUUUCCACACCAACCAACCACAAUGGAAACCCACAAGAGAGCUUUUAAAAGAACUGAUCAGAAUUGAGUGAAGACUGCUGCCGGUCUCGCCUCUUCUACAGGAGGUGGUCUGCGACCGACGACAGUGGAGUUAUGGUAUGAACGAUGCUCAUGGUUCUGUCACCGCUGUUUCUUUUUUUUUGCAAAAUAACACAUCCAGUCAUGGUUUGUUUUACAUUGUUUUCAUUUUGAGGGAGCUUGAUCACACGGGCAGAGGGAGCCUGGUCUCCUAUUCUCCAUCAGUGACUGACGAAACUAUCUACAGUACACUUAUCACUCACCUGUUAACAUAGAGUAGCUUGAUCAAGUUUGACCUCCCUCCGUGCCAAGUGGCUUGUUCUCCACGCCCCGUCCGGAUGUUACUUUAGUGCUACUCCCCGUGUGGUUUGUCAUAGAAACCAAAGUCAGGCCUGGUUUUUUUUCGAUUUUAUCCCCGACCUCGUCUAAAGUUCGAGCGACGGCGAGCCAUUAUUUUGCUGCCUGAGUUCUUUUUAGGAGAUGCUGGGUUCCGAUUUCACCACAGUAAAUAGCGGUCAUCAGUUAUGCAUGAAAUCACAAAUCACUGUGCAUACUUGUUUUGCCUUAAUAGCUUGACAUUUUGGUUUUCAUGCAAAGAUGACUAUUAUGUAAAUGAGAUGGGGGGGGGGAACAAACAUUUUAUCUGUCAAGUGAUUUGUACUGUUCUACAGGUGGUCUGGCCUACAUCGUUCACAACUGCAUUACUGUGUUUCUGAGGUGUGCUGAUCUUUAUCCAUCACUUCAUCCAUCGUCACUACCGCAUCGCAUUUCAUUCAUCAGUCAGAUCUUAAUGGACAAAUGAGUUCUUUGUUAUGAAAUAGAUGUUUACAGGCUUGUUUAUGUUUUAUAUUUUACAUGUACAGAAUGUGAUUAGAUUUUGCGUAAUGGUAUCUAUGCAAAAACUACAGCGAUCGAUUUAGGACUGUAAAAAAAAAAAAGAAAGAAAAAAAACGAAAACAGCUACAAGUGAAACCCUUACGAAAAGGAAGCCAACGUGCACGAUUCUUAUGGAAUGCACGGCGAUGGUGCCAUGUUGCGUUUCUUUUAAUACGUUUUGAAACAUGUUUCUUUCAGACUGGUAAUGGUGUAGAGCAAAAUGAUAAUAAAAAAAGGCUCAGUGAGUGUGGCACACAGUAGAAACUCUCCUGGAUUACUCCCAAAGAUGUGACCUCAGUGUAGUUGAAAUAUAUAUAUUUUUCCAGACAAUUGAACUGCCUCUAUACUAGAACAGCAUUGUUGAUGCAAUGAGAAUGUAUUUAGGUCACAUCUAUACAGUUGUGUUGUUGCCAUCGUGUCAUCCUCAUUGCCUCUCUCAUGUCUAGCCUUUACGUACUGUAGGACCAAAUAUAUUUCACCUGUUUGUUCUCCCUGCGAAGGAGAUAUGGAGCACUGUUUUAAGUUUUACAUGUUAAGACUUACCUUUUUGUUUCCUCGGCACUACAGUGACACUGAAUAUAUGUUUCCCCGACGCGCUCUUGUUGUCCAUGCCCGUUAUCGAUUCGCUCCGUGUCCCUCCGCUCUUUGGUUUCUGCAUCCGUGCAGAUUCGUGCAUCUUGCUCUUCGAAAAUGGUCGGGAAAAAAGGAAAUGUCCUCUGUGAAGUCAGCGUGUUUCUCAGUGAGUGCAUUCGUUCAUAACCAUGUCCCGUAUCUCAUAUUGCACUUUAUGCAUUGAAUUAAAACACUGAUUAAUGAGAGUUUAUAUACCAAACCCCCUCCCUGUGACUGUUAUGUGCACUGGACCUGUUUUGCCCUGUCUUUGAUUAAACUUGCCUUCUUGUACAAAAAAAAAAAAAAGAACUUUGAAAAAAAGCUAAAUUAUAGUUAUUUUUGAAAAGUCGUAUAUGGAUAGUCUAUUUAAAAGAGCUGUUUUUACCUAAUCAGUGAGUAUUUUGUGAGCUGUCUACUGUUACACGGUUUUUACCUAAAUUUAGGGGAGAACAUUUGUACUCCGGGACUGUGGUGAUCAGAGGUGCGUCGGCCAUGUUCCUGCACUGCAGCUCUAAGCUAGAAAAAUGCGUAUAAUUAAUCACUGAUCUGCAAAAAAAGGAGCACUGUGUAGUUUUGGAGAAGAAAAUCAAACUUUCAAUAUCUGCAAUAGCAAACUGAAUAAACAAGCUGUUCUCGGAGGAUAAUAAGGUCCUCAGAGCACUGCAUGAAGCUAGAAAGGUGGUGGGGUCCGCCACAUAUAAACAGAAGUAAACAAGUAAAAUGGUAUGAAAUCGUGUGUUUGUUUAUUCAGUUUGUAUAAGCAUGAAAAAAACUGUCAAAGAAGAUUGUUCUCUUCUGAUCAAAAUGUCUUCCCCAAAACUACGAAGUGCACUUUUGUGCAGUUAAGAUACAGGUACAGUGAGGUGCGAUCUCUCAGAGGAGAACAUUUGCAGGGCAUGUUAUCACAAUGCUGUGCGGGCUGGGAUCCACCAAUCCCUGAAAAGUAUUUUAUGGAAUUUAUAUUGUAAUUCAGUCCAGGUGUAAUUCUUACCAAAUUGACCAUAAAAUGAAUAUAGGUUCAUUUCUAGGACACUAUAGAGCCAUUUUCCAUCAAUCCACACAGUGAAAAAAAAAGGCUAUUCUGUAGCUGGAACAUUGCGUCUGUCAGUGUGUGUGAAGGUCCUCCUGUGCCGACAUACGUCACCUUUAUUCUCACACAGUGUAAAUCAAAAUGUUAUCAAAUCAGUUGGCUUUGAGUUGUUGAGUUUGAAUAGCUUUUUCCUUUUUUGGGGGGGAAGUGCUCUAAUGUUUUGGAUGCAUCAGGUUUCUGGAUUUUGAUGUGGUUAUGAUUUUUUUUUUUUUUCUAUUUUAACAAUGUUGUGACUGCAUGAAUCUCCGGACUUGUUUUAUCCCCUUUAUGCCUCUGGGUUUUAUUCCCCUGCGAAGGGUGGAGUCAGAUUUGUUUGUCUCAGUGUUUUUUCUCGUUUGGUGAUAUUGUCCUUUGUCUCUUUUUGAUUCAAGCGUCAUGUGUUAGGCUAUGUAUCUGCUAAAUGAAGCCUAAAAGCAUCAGAAAUAUGGUAAUCGGCCUUUUAUGCACAUGUAGAAGCUGUUGUUUGGUACUACGUUUUACACUGCAAUAUACGGUUUGUGCUUUUUUUUUUUUUUUUCUGUGCAACCCCCCACAGAGUUUUAUUAUGUCAUGGUAAAUCUAGACUAGCUUUGUAUAUGGCUGUAUGGUAGGAACAGUGUUUUUUGUGCUUUAUGUGAUAUGAUGUCAAAAGUGAGAAAAUGCACUGAGAAAUACCGUGCUGCAAUUUGUCUAUUGUGGCGCUAUAUAUUCUCUGCUCGACCUCAGACUUUUAUCGUGAGCCUGACAACUACUUUUUUCUUUGUGCUCAUGUAGAUAGCUCUUGACUGGUGUGUCGCCUGUUACUGCCACCUUUUUAUGCAUCAACGUUUCAGGUAUCCAUUGGUAAUAUUCUACCAGUGUUUACAAGAGUUUACAAAAAGAGCAGUGUUUGUUUUUCUCUCCUUAAAUAUGUUUCAGCUUCGUUAAAUACUGCACUGGAAACACAGACUACAUAUGAACCACUUGCAGUGUAGAAUGGCAAUUGAAAUUUAACAGUGAGUCGGUAAUGUCAUUUAAAGUGUAUGACAAUGAAUUGAAAUAUAAUGACAAUAAUUAUCUAUUUUGUCAGGUUUAGAAGUUUUUGGAUUUAAUUACAUUUCCUUCGGACUUCAUCCGUAUGCAUUUCGAGGCCCUGAAAGCACUUUUGAGAUUUAUCCACGGAUUUUUACUCUGCAGAAACUCCCUUUCCUAUUUAGCUGCUAUGAGCGGUUACAUGCCAUCAGAAGUUUAUACUCUACUUGUAGGAAUGUUGUUGAAAAUGUUUAGAAAUUAAACUAAAAGUAUAAAGAUAAUGCAAAGAAAUGGCCCGGCCCAUCCCAUUGAGAGGGCUGAGGGGACGGCUACGGCUUUCGAGAAAAACCAAGAAAAGAAAAACUACACAAUGAUUCUGUAGCACCACAGUCCACCGAGGGAGAGCGCCUGGUUGUGCUGUCCCCGGGAUUGUGUCUAAAAGUGUUAGAAGGUAGUUGCUGAAGUAGACGUUGUAAGAGUUAAACAGUGGUCGUAGGUCGAUGCCGAGGCCAUCCCUCAACCAUCACUGCUUCAAGUCCCAUAAACACUAACUCUCCCCUGGUCCUCGAACUUUCAGUCUGAACCGCUAGCUGCACAGCUAACUGAGCUAACUAGCUAACGGCAGCUUGCGUUAGCAGCAGUUUGCAGUUAGUCUGGUAUUUCUUUUGAGUAUGAAUUUGAAAGGUGUCCAAUUCCUACAUAUCGCACCUUUAAAAGAAUAGGUUCGAUAUAUAUAGUUUUAAUUUUAAAGUUUAUCUUCUCUAUUUCUUUUAGUAUUAAACCAAAAUGCCAAAGUUCAAAACAGCCAUAAAUGAGAGAAUACGUAAAUAUUUUAUCCUUCUAACUGUGGAAACACACCCUCUCCGUUAGUUUUCCAAAAAAGAUAUUUCACUGGGUUACAGUAUACUUCAUAUAUGAACUAUGAACGUAUCAAUGCGUUGUUUACAGUGAACAUUGUUACUGAAGUUCUUGCAGCAUAACUUAAAGAGAUGUGACACAUUUAUCUCUCUUAUCUGCAUGAUGCUGAAUUUCAAAAUAUCUCAGAAAAUACCUUGACAUAAUUUAUUUUGCUUCAAAGUAAGUAUUCCGUUUCCGUUUUUUUUUUAAUCUGCUGUUAAACACUAUUUUGUAGUGAAUAUUGCUAUUUACAUCUUGUCUGAGAGAUCACAUAUAGAUACAAUGAGAUAUAACAUAAGAAAUAGCAGAUACAAAUACUGUACAGUCAGGCUAUAUAUAUAUAUCUAUAUCUAUAUCUAUAUCUAUAUAUAUAUAUAUAUAUAUAUAUAUAUAUAUAUAUAUAUAUAUAUAUAUAUAUACACUUUGUGAUCAACCACACGUUAAAACACAAACUGAUAAAGGAAGAUGAAACAGAGUCAUAGUUGUGUACAGUCACUCAGUGGGUCACCCACAUCUUUGAAUCCUUCGUGUGCAUUUUGAGGACAGCCGACUGCUGGUUCAAGCCUCAUAUAAUGGCAGCUAAAUUGUUAUAUAAUGUAUUUUGUUUCUGAGUACAGUGACACAAAAACACUGCACAUGCAUUUUACUGCCGUGAAGGGGUGAACUAUGCUCCUGCGUAUAGUACACUCGCAGCAACAGGAAACAUAAUGCUCAUAGAAUAUGCAAAGUCUAGCAUUCUGCAGCACAGCUUGGCAAGUUGGUACUUUUUUGAGCUAACCCUUUAAAAAUUACUGGUUCAAACCUUGUUCUUCAAAUUGUGUGUUUUCUAUUUUAACUGUCGAAUCGGACCAAAAGAAUCCAAGUUGGCUGUAAAUGUGUGCUAUAUUCAAGAUGAAAUACGCUUCUGUUUGAACUGUACCUGAUGUAUUUUUCUCGUGUGAAGGCUUCUGUCUUUGUAUCUUUGCAUUAUUAUUUGUAAAUGAAAUGAGAAAAUAAAUAUAUCUGAAUAAGCAAA
Acanthopagrus latus (yellowfin seabream) is the source of this 7635-nucleotide messenger RNA. RefSeq names its product CREB regulated transcription coactivator 1a (gene crtc1a). Gene Ontology annotation, biological process: positive regulation of transcription by RNA polymerase II; protein homotetramerization. Gene Ontology annotation, cellular component: nucleus; cytoplasm. Bases 271 to 2013 code for a protein of 580 amino acids. The record is from RefSeq and is a predicted model, not a curated record. Gene Ontology annotation, molecular function: cAMP response element binding protein binding. NCBI's taxonomy places the organism in Eukaryota, Metazoa, Chordata, Actinopteri, Spariformes, Sparidae. The transcript has 15 exons.